CGCAUUCAUACAUACAAUUGACAAAAAUAGUUAAUUUUUCGACUUUUGUAACAUUAAUUUGUGACAUGACCAAUGUGUAGUCAUAGUAUCAACUGUCUCAUCAAAUAAAAGGUUGUGAUCUUUUAUUCUUUCGAGAGUUAUUUGUGGUUAAAAAAAAAUAUAGUGAUCGAUAUGAAGAGAAAUUGGAAGAAUGAUGGCGAGAUUGAGAAAUUAGCUAUGGCUAACUGCAUGAUGUUACUUGAUCAAGUAGGCCAAACUAAUCGCGGUAAGGCUUUUCAUUGCAAGACAUGUAACAAAACAUUUUCGUCGUUUCAAGCACUUGGUGGCCAUCGUACAAGUCACAAAAAGCCUAAAACGACAAAUGAUCAUCAUCAGUCGCCUACAAAGGCCAAGACACAUGAAUGUUCUAUUUGUGGAUUAGAGUUUGAGCUCGGGCAAGCGUUGGGUGGUCAUAUGAGGAGACAUCGGGAGAGUCACGUGGACAAGAGUGUCGCGGCGUCUGUGGUGGUAGAAGAGGGAAAUGGUGGCGCGAGAGGGUUGUGUUUGGAUUUGAAUUUAACACCUUUUCAAAAUGAGGUUAAAUAUUGGAAUUGUAAUAGUGGAACUGUGGAAAUUGCUUUAUAAAAUUUGGUCUUUGUAGUA
This is a messenger RNA of Erigeron canadensis, 642 nucleotides long. RefSeq names its product zinc finger protein ZAT11-like. Gene Ontology annotation, biological process: response to chitin. NCBI's taxonomy places the organism in Eukaryota, Viridiplantae, Streptophyta, Magnoliopsida, Asterales, Asteraceae. The transcript has a single exon. The coding region runs from base 172 to 624 and encodes 150 amino acids. The record is from RefSeq and is a predicted model, not a curated record.